This is a messenger RNA of Strongylus vulgaris, 593 nucleotides long. Lineage: Eukaryota; Metazoa; Nematoda; Chromadorea; Rhabditida; Strongylidae. The record is from the annotation of a GenBank genome assembly.
CAGGAAGAUCAAAAGCGAGCGCUUGAAUUUCUUAAUGAAGCAUCUACUCGAGACUUCGAUAUUUCCUUAAUUCCUCCUUUGAUACCUUCGCUUUCUUCCUCUGUUGACCCUGCUUUUGUCAAAGAGCUGAGUGUGAUAUUGCGCUCGGAAGAAUGCCAACCAUUCGCACGACAAGCUGCCGGACUUCAGUUGAAAAAUGUCUUAUAUGCCAAAGAAGAAGAGAGGCGUGCUCAAUACUUGAACAGAUGGCUGUCACUUCCCGCUGAUAUACGAACACAAGUAAAGGUACUUGUCGUACAGACUCUCGGCACGGAGCCAUUUCGACCAUCUAUCGCUGCACAAUGUGUAGCAGCUAUCGCUUGUGCUGAAUUGCCGUCUGGCGAGGCUUUACGACUUUACUUUAUGCAUGCUUUUCUGGCUUGUCCAUGUUCAUUUACGGCAUCUCACUGGCCUGAUGUUAUCGAUGCCCUUCGGACGAGCGUCACGAACCCAGCUAGUACAGCAUCGUUGAAAGAAUCGUCUCUUGAAACAUUGGGCUACAUUUGUCAAGACAUUGAUGCUACCGUAUGUUACCAAAUUACAUCUGCUUAAAU